AUGUAUACUCUAACAACUUUCUGGAAGUUCUUAAACUUCUGCGUCUUUCUGCUCGUGGCACCCGCCAUCGCCCAACUCGACCAGAUCCCACAAUGCGCUCUUACUUGUGGUAUAUCAGCUCUACAAGGCACGGAUUGCGACGCGAUGGACAUUGCAUGUAUAUGCCAAAGAAAUGAGUUCAUAGGAAAUCUUGCACCUUGCGCUCAGGAAACCUGCACAGAAUCAGAAGUAGACCGAACGAUCCGAGCGGCUCAGCAGUUAUGCGCAAGCGCCGGCGUUACUUUGUUUAUCCCUCCAACUCCAACUGCUAGAGGAAACUCAACUUCAUCCAGUACCACCCUUGCGUCGGUAACAUUUACAACUGUUAGUAGCUCUGAGCCACUGACUACCCAAACUACUUCCCGAACGACAAUGACGACAACUGGGAGGGGGACCACCGGCCAGCCAAAUCCUAGUUCAACCCCUCCGGCCAACAAUACAUCCACCCCAGGUCUAGUUUCAAAUAGUGGUUCUUCUUUAAGUACUGGGGCUAUCGCAGGGAUUGCAGUUGGGGUGGGGGCACUUGUAAUAGCCUUGAUAGUUUGUUUGUAUGUGAUCUAUAGACUGAAGAGUCAGAAAAAAACUGUGCCCGUGGCGACAUCCAAUGGAAGCACAACGGAUCAAUUGGGUGGAAUUGGGCCGGAUAACGAUCUGCCCGGGCAGCUCGUUACGGGAGGAAGGGGUUGA
Molecule: messenger RNA, 726 nt
Organism: Orbilia oligospora ATCC 24927
Lineage: Eukaryota; Fungi; Ascomycota; Orbiliomycetes; Orbiliales; Orbiliaceae
Exons: 2
Coding region: 1-726 (241 amino acids)
Source: RefSeq, a predicted model, not a curated record